Dalotia coriaria is the source of this 2066-nucleotide messenger RNA. RefSeq lists its product as uncharacterized. Gene Ontology annotation, molecular function: sulfotransferase activity. The transcript is spliced from 7 exons. NCBI's taxonomy places the organism in Eukaryota, Metazoa, Arthropoda, Insecta, Coleoptera, Staphylinidae. The record is from RefSeq and is a predicted model, not a curated record. Gene Ontology annotation, cellular component: cytoplasm. Bases 45 to 2012 code for a protein of 655 amino acids. Gene Ontology annotation, biological process: sulfation.
GUAGACUUAAAUAUCUUCAUGAAAACUCAACAAACAACGCAAAAAUGGGCCACAGCAAUAAAUCCCUAUCGAUAGACCUGGAUGAACUGCUUAAGAAUAAAUUCACAUCCAGUUUCCGGUCGGGUUAUACCCAUUACAAGGGUCACACUCUUCCGAAACGUUAUGAAGAGUUGCAGGAAGCCAUUGAUAACUUUGAAGUAUACGAUGACGAUGUGUGGAUUUGCAGUUUCCCGAAAACAGGAACAACAUGGAGUCAAGAAAUGAUUUGGUUGAUUGCCAACGACUUUGAUUAUGUGUCUGCUGAAGAGAAUUUGGGGGCACGUUUCCCAUUUUUAGAGGUGUCUAUAGUUUUUGAUUGGAGACAGUUGCAAGCAGAGAAUGAAGAUUUCGUCCCUCCGAUAUUCCUAGAUGAUUCGUUGAAGUUUACAAGGGAAGCAAAACGUCCCAGGUUUAUCAAAACCCAUUUACCGUGGUCAUUACUACCGAAGCAGCUACAAGAUGGAAGCAAGCGCCCGAAAAUUGUUUAUAUUACACGUGAUCCUAAGGUUGUUUGUGUUUCGUAUUUUCAUCACGUGAGGCUUUUGGAAGGGUUCACGGGAAGUUUCGAGGAGUUUUUUCAACUUUAUGUCAAAGGAAAAGUAAUUUUUGGUCCAUUCUGGGAUAAUGUCCUUCCAUUUUGGAAUAAACGACAUGAUAACAAUAUGUUGUUCAUAAAAUACGAAGAUAUGAAGUCGAACUUAUCGGAAGUAGUGGACAAAACAGCUGGGUUCUUAGGAAAACAAAUGUCUGAUGAGGAGAAGAACAAACUCUUAAAACAUUUGAGUUUUGAGUCGAUGAAAACCAAUAUGGCGGUUAACUACGAACCGAUUAUAGAUUUCCAUCGAAAGCAUAAUUUGGUACAUGUGGAUGGGGCUUUCAUGAGAUCAGGUUCCAAGGUAAACAGAAAAAUGGAACUUUCACAAGAGAUGGAUCAAGUUAUGAGUGCGUGGAUUGAUGAAAACGAUCCGAAUAAUGAAUUAGGUUAUUGUUAUCGUCAAUCAAAAAUGUGCUCCUCAACAACUUUCGAAAAUCUCACCAAUGAAGACCUAAUUACUGUAUACGAAUCUUACAUACCCAAAGACCUACAUCAUGGGUUCUACAAAUUUCGUGGAUACAACUUCACAUCACUCUAUGAAAACAUUCAACAAAGCAUCGAAGAUCUAGAAGUGUUUGAUUCUGAUAUUUGGGUGACCAGUGUUCCAAAAUCAGGUACAACAUGGUUAUCUGAAACAGUAUGGUCCAUCUGCAACGACCUUAAAUCUCCAAUAGCUAAAACUCCUCUCAACACCCGUGUUCGUUUCCUAGAAUAUUCUUCCCUCUUCCAUUUUGAUGAAAGCGAUGACACCGCACCUUCUGAAGUGAAUAACUCCGUGCGUAAAGUGAUUGACAUGCCCUCACCAAGAUUUAUAAAGUCACAUUUACCUUGGCAAUGUCUACCACAAGAAAUCCGCAGUUUCAUAAAACGCCCACGUGUCAUACACGUGGCAAGGGAUCCGAAAGAUGUCGCUGUUUCAUUUUAUCAUCACAAUAGACAUUUUAGAGGGUUUUCAGGGUCUCCAGAGUUGUUUUAUGAGAUGUUUCUAAGAGGACUCAUGCGUUGGUCACCCUAUGAUAAAAACGUAUUAUCUUAUUGGGAACAACGUAAAGAACCAAACGUGCUUUUCUUAAAAUUCGAAGAAAUGAAGAAAAAUAUGCCUGGGGUAAUAAAAAAGAUCGUUGGAUUUUUAAAUGUGGUUGUGAGUGAUGACAAGAUGGCGGAGUUAUUGCAACACUUGAGUUUUGAAAAUAUGAAGAAGAAUAAAGAUCUUGGGGUGGAUGAUAUCGUCAAGUAUAUUAAUGAUAAGUAUUUGCACAACAGUGAAGAAGAAGCAAAGUUUCUGAGAAAAGGGGAGACAGGUGCUCAUAAGAGUGAAAUGAGUGCCAAAAUGGCGGCGAGAAUUGAUAAAUGCAUGAAAUAUUCUAAUAUUUGUUAAAAAUUUUAGUGGUUUUGUAAUAUUAUACUAAAAAAUAAAUUUACUUAAUUGUUA